UGGGCGGUGUUGCGCGGCAGCCUACCCUCGAUUGGUCACGCAAGCUAGAAGUGGCGUACCCAUCGGCUGAGCCUUUCUGCGCCGGCCCGCCAAAGGACUUAAUCCCGCCUCAGGGCCGGGGCUUCACAGCAGCCGAAUCACCAUUGGUCCCGUGCCUGCUUUGGUGGGCGCUCCUUUCGCCUCAGCGGGCGCAGCAAUAAUGGCGGACGGAGACCUGGAGCGCGUUCCCGACGUCGACAUCGACGAGGACGACGGCGUCUUCAAGUACGUCCUCAUCCGGGUCACGCCACGAGGCUCCGGACCGGGCAAGGAUGUCGUGCGCGGCUACGCCUGGGCCGAGUAUCACGCCGACAUCUAUGACCGCGUAUCUGAAGAUCUCUCCCAGCUGGGCUUUGAGUGCGAAUGCCAGGGCGGCGGGCGGAUUUCCCGCCAGAGUAGCCCCCGCCGGAUCCACGUCUACGGCUACUCCGUGGGCUUUGGGCGCGCAAAGCAUUCAGUGGCCACCGAAAAACUGAGUGCCGCUUUUCCAGACUAUGAGGUCACCUGGGCAGACGAUGGCUACUGACCCCCAAUGUUUCAUUUUCCCACACCUAAUAAUAUUAUAAUAAUAUCCGGUCUGGGGUCACAUUCGCACCUGGGACCUGGAGUGAAAUAAAACUGUUCUAGGCACAAA
Zootoca vivipara (common lizard) is the source of this 673-nucleotide messenger RNA. RefSeq names its product phosphohistidine phosphatase 1 (gene PHPT1). Gene Ontology annotation, biological process: peptidyl-histidine dephosphorylation. Gene Ontology annotation, molecular function: protein histidine phosphatase activity. NCBI's taxonomy places the organism in Eukaryota, Metazoa, Chordata, Lepidosauria, Squamata, Lacertidae. Gene Ontology annotation, cellular component: cytosol. The record is from RefSeq and is a predicted model, not a curated record.